This is a messenger RNA of Oncorhynchus nerka (sockeye salmon), 9674 nucleotides long. It is a transcript of the gene lingo1a, whose product is annotated as leucine rich repeat and Ig domain containing 1a. The record is from RefSeq and is a predicted model, not a curated record. Lineage: Eukaryota; Metazoa; Chordata; Actinopteri; Salmoniformes; Salmonidae. The coding region runs from base 488 to 2335 and encodes 615 amino acids. The transcript is spliced from 2 exons. Gene Ontology annotation, molecular function: protein binding.
GGUGCAUGCAUCAGUUUUGUGCCUCCCUCAACUCUGAGGACAAGAAAGCGAACUGCAGCUACAGACGACAGUCACACAAUAUCCAUCUCGAGUCUGACCGUGCAGACUUGCCUCAAGGAGAGAGAACAGUGUUCUUAGGAACGAAUGCGUGGGAGUUGCUCACUUCACUCGCAUCCUUUUCCUAGUGGACGAUUGAAGGCGCAUUGGGAGCCCCUUUCCGACCGAGGGAUAGCGAGCUGGCGGAGAGAGGAACCAGUGCGUCGUCGGUAGACAGAAGAACAGGGCAGUUCCUCCGGACUAUCCAUUUCUAUUAAGUCACAGGCGGUAUCGGAAUCUGGGGGAACCGUGUUUUUUUUAAAAAUCGUGUCUUUCAAAGCAAUGGACUCGAGAUAGGGGGUCUCAAUUUGCCUCUUUCUUGACAGGGAGUUGCCGUUGGGAGAUAUGCGUAAAGGAUGUUUGGAAACAGCAGUAGUAGGUAACCGAUAGGAUGGGGGCCAGGGAAGCGAGUGGGCACAGCUACCUGGUGGCUUGCUGGCAGCCCAUUCUGAUUCUGAUGCUGGGCACCGUACUGUCCGGUUCCACCACAGGUUGCCCGUCCCGCUGUGAGUGCAAUGCCCAGGAGCGCUCAGUCAUAUGCCACCGCAAGAAGCUUAUGUCCGUCCCUGAGGGCAUCCCCACAGAAACGCGGCUGCUGGACCUCAGCAAGAACCGCAUCAAGACCAUCAACAUGGAUGAGUUCGCAACCUACCCCAACCUGGAGGAGCUGGAGCUCAACGAAAACACCAUCUCCGCUAUUGAGCCCGGCGCCUUCAACAACCUGUACGGCCUCCGGACAUUGGGGCUGCGCAGCAACAAGCUCAAACUCAUCCAGCUGGGUGUGUUCACGGGCCUCAGCAACCUCACCCAGUUGGACAUCAGUGAGAACAAGAUAGUCAUCCUGCUGGACUAUAUGUUCCAAGACCUGUACAACCUGCGCUCCAUGGAGGUGGGCGACAAUGACUUGGUAUUCAUCUCCCACCGGGCCUUCCAUGGUCUCAGCAGCCUGGAGCAGCUGACUUUGGAAAAGUGCAACCUGACCUCGGUGCCCACCGAGGCCUUCACCCACCUUCACAGUUUGAUCUUUCUCAGGCUGCGCCACCUCAACAUCUAUGUUAUUAAGGAUUACUCCUUCAAAAGACUGUACCGGCUGAAAGUGCUGGAGAUCGCCAACUGGCCCUACCUGGACACCAUGACCUCCAAUUGCCUCUAUGGCCUGAACCUCACCUCGCUGACCAUCACCAAUGGCAACCUGACCUCCAUCCCAUACGUGGCUCUCCGGCACUUGGUCUACCUACGGUUUCUGAAUCUGUCCUAUAACCCCAUCCACACCAUUGAGGGGAAUAAGCUCCAUGACCUUCUGAGGCUCCAGGAGUUUCACCUGGUUGGGGGCAGGCUGGCUAUGAUCGAGCCCUACUCGUUCCGGGGCCUAAACUAUCUGAAGAUCUUCAAUGUGUCUGGCAAUGCCUUGAGCACCUUGGAGGAGUCUGCGUUCCACUCGGUAGGCAAUCUGGAGACUCUGGCGCUUUACGAUAACCCCUUGGCAUGUGACUGCCGGCUGCUGUGGGUGUUCCGGAGACGCUGGAGGCUCAACUUCAACCGGCAACAACCCACCUGCGCUUCACCUGAGUUCGUACAGGGAAAAGAGUUUAAAGAUUUCCCGGACGUCCUGCAGCCCAACUACUUCACGUGUCGCAAGUCCAGGAUCCGGGACCGCAAGGCGCAGCAGAAAUUUGUGGACGAGGGAACUACUGUUCAUUUUGUAUGCCAGGCGGACGGUGAUCCCGCCCCAGUCAUCAUGUGGCUCUCACCCCAGAAGCAGUUCAUCACGACCAAAACCAUCGGACGGCUCACAGUAUUCCCAGAUGGCACCCUUGAGGUGCGCUACGCGCAGAUUCAGGAUAAUGGAACGUAUGUGUGUAUAGCCAGCAACGCCGGUGGCAAUGACACAUCUCUCGCCCACCUGCACGUCCAUAGCUACUCUCCAGACUGGCCUCACCAACCCAACAAGACCUUUGCAUUCAUCUCCAACCAGCCCAAUGAGAAUGGUGGCAAUGGGACGCGAACCAACGUCCCGUUCCCCUUCGACAUCAAGACCUUAAUCAUCGCCACCACUAUGGGUUUCAUAUCUUUCCUUGGUGUCGUCCUGUUUUGUCUGGUGCUACUCUUUCUGUGGAGUAGAGGUAAAGGGGCCACAAAGCACAACAUAGAGAUUGAGUAUGUGCCACGCAAGUCAGACGCUGGGAUGAGCAGCAGCAACGCAGACGCCCCUCGCAAGUUUAACAUGAAAAUGAUUUAACGGGACCUAGGGAGCAAACAGACUCUUAACUUGAAAUUGUAAAAAAAAAAAAAAAAAAACGUCAAAUCCUCCCUUACAAAUCUGUGGAUCCUGGGAUGUAAUCAUGAAGUAAUCUGUUUUCCCUGACUUAACUGUUGGAGAUGGAGAGAGAAGUUCCUUGCUUUCGUAAUAUGUUGAGUAUAUGAGGGGGAUGAUAGCAAAGCAGACGCUCCACAGCGUUGGCAAUUUCUGCAAGGCCUUUAGGUACGUUUGUUCGAAAGCUAAUUUUGUUGUGUGCGAUUCAUAUUCUUGUGGAUUUAUAUUGGGAAGAAAUUAUAGAAAAAAAGAGAUGAACCCUUCUCUAUGUAUGUAAUAACCUGCCUUCACUGUCCUUUUGCCUGUGUUCUUAGUUUAUAGAUUUUUUACAGAAAUUGAAAUAUUUGUUUACCAAAAUGUUAAGAGUAGAUUGUAUGGGUUGAUGAGCACAUUUAAACAAUCCCUUCUGGUACUUUGUCAGUCAGAAUAUACAGUACCAGUCAAAGGUUUGGACACACCUACUCAUUCAAGGGUCUUUCUUUAUUUUUACUAUUUUCUACGUUGUAGAGUAAUAAUGAAGACAUCAAAACUAUGAAAUAACACAUAUGGAAUCAUGUAGUAACCAAAAAAAGUGUUAAACAAAUCUAAAUAUAUUUUAGAUUUUAGAUUCUUCAAAGUAGCCACCCUUUGCCUUAAUGACAGCGUACCACACUAUUUUCAUUCUCUCAACCAGCGCCACCUGGAAUACUUUUCCAACAGUCUUGAAGGAGUUCCACAUAUGCAGAGCACUUGAUGGCUGCACAACUCAUCCCAAACCAUCUCAAUUGGGUUAUGGUCGGGUGAUUGUGGAGACCAGGUCAUCUUGAUGCAGCAUUCCAUCACUCUCCUUCUUGGUCAAAUAGCCCUUACACAGCCUGGAAGUGUUUUGGGUCAUUGUCCUGUUGAAAAACAAAUGAUAGUCCCACAAAGCACAAACCAGACGGGAUGGCGUAUCACUGCAGGAUGCUGUGGUAGCCAUGCUGUUUAAGUGUAAAUAAAUCAAUGACAGUGUCACCAGCAAAGCACCCCAAUACCAUCACAACUCCUCCAUGCUUCACGGUGGGAACCACACAUGCAGAGAUCAUCCGUUCACCUACUUUGCGUCUCACAAAGACAUGGCUGUUGGAACCAAAAAUCUCCAAUUUGGACUCAUCAGAGCAAAGGACAGAUUUGCACCGGUCUAAUGUCCAUUACUCAUGUUUCUUGGCUCAAUCAUGUCUCUUCUUCUUAUUGGUGUUCUUUAGUAGUGGUUUCUUUGCAAAAAUUCGACCAUGAAGGCCUGAUUCUCGCCAUCUCUUCUGAACAGUAGAUGUUGAGAUGUGUCUGUUACUUGAACUCUGUGAAGCAUUUAUUUGGGCUGCAAUUUCUGAGGCUGGUAACUCUAAUGAAGUUAUCCUCUGCAGCAGAGGUAACUCUGGGUCUUCCUUUCUUGUGGCGGUCCUCAUGCGAGCCAAAGUUCUUGAAAUUUUCCAGGUUGACUGACCUUCAUGUCUUAAAGUAAUGAUGGACUGUUGUUUCUCUUUGUUUAUUUGAGCUGUUCUUAGCAUAAUAUGGACUUGGUCUUUUACCUAAUAGGGCUAUCUUCUGUAUACCACCCCUACCUUGUCACAACAGAACUGUUUGGCUCAAACGCAUUAAGAAGGAAAGAAAUUCCACAAAUUUACUUUUAACAAGGCACACCUGUUAAUUGAAAUGCAUUCCAGGUGACUACCUCAUGAAGCUGAUUGAGAGAAUGCCAAGAGUGUGCAAAGGUGUCUUCAAGGCAAAGGUUGGCUACUUUGAAGAAUCUCAAAUAUAAAAUCAUUUUGAUUUGUUUAACACUUUUUCUGGUUACUACAUAGUUUUGAUGUCUUCACUAAGAUUCUACAAUGUAGAAAAUAGUAAAAUCAAGGAAACCCUUGAAUGAGUAGGUAUGUCCAAACUUCUGACUGGUGUAUAUAUAUAUAUAUAUAUAUAUACACACACACACACACACGGAACAUAUAUAUAUGUAUGUGUGUAUAUAUGUGUUCUGUAUCUCGUCCAUAUCAUUCACUACAGUUGUGGCCAAAAGUUUUGAGAAUUACAGAGAUAUUAAUUUCCACAGAGUUUGCUGCUUCAGUGUCUUUAGAUAUUUUUGUCAGUUUUUACUAUGGAAUACUGAAGUAUAGUUACAAGUAUUUCAUAAGUGUCAAAGCCUUUUAUUGACAAUUGCAUGAAGUUGAUGCAGAGUCAAUACAAUAUUUGUAGUGUUGACCCUUCUUUUUCAAGUCCUCUGCAAUCUGCCCUGGCAUGCUGUCAAUUAACUUCUGGGCCACAUCCUGACUGAUAACAGCCCAUUCUUGCAUAAUCAAUACUUGGAGUUUGUCAGAAUUUGUGGGUUUUUGUUUGUCCUCGUCAACACUCACACCUGUGUUAACGAGAGAAUCCCUGACAUGAUGUCAGCUGGUCCUUUUGUGGCAGGGCUGAGAUGCAGUGGAAAUGUUUUUGGGGGAUUGAGUUCAUUUGCAUGGCAAAGAGGGACUUUGCAAUUAAUUGCAAUUCAUCUGAUCACUCUUCAUAACAUUCUGGAGUAUAUGCAAAUUGCCAUCAUACAAGCUGAGGCAGUAGACUUGGUGAAAAUUAAUAUUUGUGUCAUUCUCAAAACUUUUGGCUACGACUGUACACUUUACAUUAAGUUGUUUUCAUACCUGUGGAGCGCAAUGUAAUUCCUCUAGUAAACACAUUGUUUUUAGUGGAGUAACAAUGUUACAUAAUUAUUUAUUAAUUGCAUUGUAAUGGUAUAGUAUUUGAGUUACUGUUUCUUAGUCUACUCUUUAUUGUGUCAUAACAAACAAUGCACAAUUCCAUUACUAUGCAUUUACAAAGCAAAGACAAUUUUUUACAAUUACUAUAACAUGUUACUAAAAUAGCAACUUAAUUUAAACUGUUACCAGGGGAGUUUCAAAUACGUAAUUUUGUUGGCAUAGUUUUAUUGUAUAUAAGGUUAGCUGAGUCAUUGCUCUAUAGCGGCUUUUGGUUCGAACAUGGUUCUUCUCAAAACCCCUCUAAAUGUAUUAAUUCAUUUAUCAAGAUUAGAUCUCAUUAUCGCUGUUUUCUUGUGCUAGACACUGUGGCUCACAAUGUUUAUUGGCCAUAAACAUUGCAUUAUUUUAUCAUAUACAGUGCAUUCACACCCCUUAACUUUCUCCACAUUUGGUUGCGACAGUAUGAAUAUAAAAUGGUCACUGAUCUACACAUAAUACCACAUAAUGUCAAAUACAAAUUAUGUAAAAUUGAAAAGGGUAUUCAAUCCCUUUUAUGGCAAGCCUAAAUAAGUUCAGGAGUAAACAAUUGCUUAAUAAAUUGCAUGCACUCACUCUGUGUGCAAUAAUAGUGGUUAACAUGAUUUGUUAAUAACUAUCCCAUCUCUACCCCACACAUGCAAUUGUCUGUAAGGUCCCUUAGUCGAGCAGUGAAUUUCAGGCACAGAUUUAACCACAAAGACCAGGGAAGUUUUCCAAUGCCUGACAAAGGAACGGAACCGAUUGGUAAAUAUAAUGAAGCAGACACUGAAUAUCCGUUUGAGCAUGGUGAAGCUGUUUAUUAGGCUUUGGAUGGUGUAUGAAUACACCCAGGUACUACAAAGAUACAGACUUCCUUCCGAACUAAGUUGCCGGAGAGAAAGAAAACCACUCAGGGAUUUCGCCAUGAGGCCAUGGUGAUUAUAAAACAGUAACAGAGUUUAAUGGCUGUGAUAUGACAAACCUGAGGAUGGCUCAACAACAUUGUGGUUACUUCAAAAUACUAACCUAAAUGACAGAGUGAAAAGAACGAUGCCUGUACAGAAUAAAACUAUAUUCCAAAACAUGCAUCCUGUUUGCAACAACUGCAAAAGUUGUGGCAUAGGAAUUCCAUAUUUGUCCUGAAUCACUGGGUACCAUUCUCAAUAUUUUCAAUCGUGGGGGUGGCUGCAUCAUAAUAUGGGUAUGCUUGUCGUCAUAAAAAUAAAAGGAAUGUAGCUAAGCACAGGCACAAUCCUACAGGAAAAUCUGGUUUUGUCUGCUUUCUAACAUACACUUAGAAACUAGUUCACCUUUCAGCAGAACAAUAAACUUAAAACACAAAACCAAAUCUAUACGAGUUGCUUACCAAGAUGACAUUGAAUGUUCCUGAGUGGCGUACUUAGAGUUUUGACUUAAAUCUGCCUCAAAAUCUAUGGCAAGACUUGACAAAUCUGUCUAGCAAUGAUCAACAACCAACUUGACAGAGCUUGAAGAAUUUUCAAAAUAAUACGUGCAAAUAUUCCACAAUCCAGGUAUGCAAAGCUCUUAGACUUACUAAUACAUCUUGAUUAGAUAAGUAUUGGGUGUUUUCAUUUUCAUUAGUAAAUUGUAUUUUUUUUGUUGUGUAGAUUGAUGGGGGGAAAAAAUGUCAAAGCCAAUUAAAUCCAUUUAAACCCUACUUUGUAACACAACAAAAUGUUGAAAAAGUCUAGGGGCGUAAAUACUUUCUGAAGGCACAGUAAUUUUAUUAUAUUAUCUAUUUAUUUUUGUUUUUCUCUGGGGAGCUAAAAUCAGCCUAAUCGAAAAUGUGGUGUUUUUAAACAUAGUCUAUAUGCAAACAAUGAACAAUGACACAUUAUACACACACACACUUCUCUCUGUUCAGAAGAUAAUCCAGCAAAAAAAAUUUGGGAUGCUACUGUUGAUUACAACUGAUGGUAUAUUCCAUUGCAUAUUAUUGCAUGAAUACCUUGGUAUCUGUUUAUCUGCUGCCUUUUGAAUUAUGUUACAGUGCACUCUAAAGAGUCUUACAUAAUGGGCUUAUGUUGUGCUUAACAUUUUUAUGGAGAAUAAAAGUUGGGAUGCUCUACUUUGUUACUAAUGUGCUCAGCAACCUGUAAAACACUUAAUCCCAUGUUAGGGAGCUUUGGUUGUCAGAAAUAUUAUUGUUUGAAUUUCUCGACCCUCCACAACCACACCCCCAUACAAAAAUUCCUGUGCAGGUUUAUUUUACUAUAUGAUAUCCCAAAAAAGGGUGUAAAGAAUUUUAAAAAAGUAACUUCCUGCUGAUCCUCCUGGAUAUACAGUAUGUGUAAUGAAUGCCCUUAUCUUUUCAACUACACACUGUGGACAGCUGGGCUUUGCGGAUAUGUGCAGGAUAAAGGCUAUGUUAUUGAGGAUGGAUGACAUUCCAGACAACGACACACAGUAACGGGUUGGAAGUAUGGACUGAAUAUGCAGAUGGUGCAUCGACACAGAUGGUUUCACCCAUGGAGUGGUCUGAAGCAAGCAGCUUUGGAGUAAUCCGUUUUGCUGAAAACCAUGGUUCCUUCCCUGGCUGAUUAUGAAUGCUCGCUUUGUUCAAAGUGUGGCAACUGUACUUAGUCUUUUGGUCCCGGUCGAGUCAGAGAUUCAUGGGAACCUCAUUUCUUUCUCUUGUUCCUUUUUUUAAAUUUUGACCCAGGACUAUGUUGAACAUGUAGUCCCAGCCAACUUUAUAUGAAAAUAUAUUUAAAAAUCCAUGGGAAAAAAAUCCAUUAAAAUUGUUCUGUGCAAUAAAGGUAAUAUGCAGAUUUUUUUUUUAUGUAAGUUUUUUUCUUGAUGUUAAAUUGUUGAAAAUAUGGUAUGUUGUAUUAAACAAUCUAUGGAGUUUUUUAAACAGAUAAUAGUCCUAUCUUGAUUUAAAACUCAAAGCAUGUAUUUAUUUCUAACUACCACUAAAAAUGUAAGAAAAGGACUUUCAGAUCUGGCAGAUGUAGAUUACCAAGGGGGGUUGGGGGUUUUGCUUUCUACUCCUCAUUAUAGCCAAUUAGCUAUACUGUAGCAGGGAUAUUCAGAUGCUUUAAAGCUAGCUAAUUUCCUGUUUACAGGGAAGCAUAAUCCUUGCUAUGCUUCCUGCCCCCUUGAAUGUUAAUCAUUCUCUAUCACUAAUAGAUCAAGGACCAUGGUAUAUUAAGACAAUUAGACAUUAAAGCCACAAUCCUGCAUUUGUUUUACAUCCAAAUGGCAGCCCUGGACUUUGUUUGCUAUGAGGUCUAUGCAGGAUAAGGCUGGAGAAAUUUUUAAAUGAAGAGUUAUACUAGGCAUAUGAGAGGCAUAUUUUCAGGGUAAUGUUCAAGAAUCAAUGCGUUAAUUUAAAUUACUAUUGAAUGGCAGUAAAUAUUGCAGAUUGUACCGUUUUAAUGUUAGAAAUGGCUAUUAUAUUGCUACCCUUCUACGCUUGUGUUUAUCAAGUUUUUCUUGAAGCACACAAUCCGUAUUCCCCUUUUGAACCAAAGGAUAACUCUGAAACACAAACUUGUAAGGGGAUAAAAUAUACUUGUGAUUUUCCUACAAUUGUCUCAAUGAACUAGACCAACUAGUGAUAUACACAAAAAAAAGAGCAGAAAAUAGGAAUUUACCUCUGGUUACAGUAUCCCAGAGUAACACAAUGUUUAGAUAGAUAAACGCAUGUCAUCAGAUUCAUAUGUACAGUUGAAGUUGGAAGUUUACAUACACUUAGGUUGGAGUCAUUAAAAUUCAUCUUUCAACCACUCCACAAUUUUCUUGUUAACAAACUAUAGUUUUGGCAAGUCGGUUAGGACAUGACACAAGUCAUUUUUCCAACAAUUGUUUACAGACAGCUUAUUUCACGUAUAAUUCAUUGUAUCACAAUUCCAGUGGGUAAGAAGUUAACAUACACUAAUUAGACUAUGCCUUUAAACAGCUUGGAAAAUUCCAGAUAAUGAUGUCAUGGCUUUAGAAGCUUCUGAUAGGCUAAUUGACAUAAUUUGAGUCAAUUGGAAGUGUACCUGUGGAUGUAUUUUAAGGCCUACCUCCAAUCUCAGUGCCUCUUUGCUUGAAAUCAUGGGAAAAUCAAAAGAAAUCAGCCAAGACCUCAGAAAUAAAAUGGUAGACCUCCACAUGUCUUGUCCAUCUUUGGGAGCAAUUUCCAAAUGCCUGAAGGUACCACAUUCAUCUGUACGCAAGUAUAAACACCAUGGGACUACGCAGCUGUCAUACAGCUCAGGAAGGAGACGCGUUCUGUCUCCUAGAGAUGAACGUACAUUGGUGCGAAAAGUGCAAAUCAAUCCCAGAACAACAGCAACUGACCUUGUGAAGAUGGUACAAAAGUAUCUAUAUCCACAGUAAAACGAGUCCUAUAUUGAAAUAACCUGAAAGGUCGCUCAGCAAGGAAGAAGCCACUUCUCCAAAACCACCAUAAAAAAUGCCAGACUACAGUUUGCAACUACACAUGGGGACAAAGAUCACACUUUGUGUAGAAAUAUCCUCUGGUCUGAUGAAACAAAAAUGUAACUGUUUGGCCAUAAUGACCAUCAUUA